GAGGAGACUUGUGCGCUUGCCAUGACCUUGCCUGCAAACGACGCAUUUUCGCUCGGCCUUGCUCACGACCAGCAUCGCCGUUCCCAUUCUUUGUCGCGUUCGACGUCUCCGAAAGUAUCUUUCUCAUCUUCCACAAAAUCCACCUCCUUUUCGCCUCACAACAGUGUGCAGGCCAAUGGAAUGAAGAGAAACGGGAAGCGACGAGUAUCGUCUCGACAAAAUUCGCUUCAUCUUCCUGAUGGAGCUCCCAUACUUCAAGAUGCAUCGAACUCCGAUGAUUUACGAACUCUAGUACAAAAAGACACUGACAUAAAAUCUUCACGAAACACGCCCAACGGAGGAAGGACUAUAAAGAAACACGUUGACUGGGAGAUUCCUCGUAAAAUACUACACUCGUCUAUCGGCUUUUUUACCAUCUACUUGUAUACAUCACAUGGAUCACCCAGACACGUCGUUGUUGUCUUGAGUACCGCUCUUGCAUUUAUCGUGCCAGCGGAUAUUCUACGCCUACGGUACCCGACCUUUGAACGUACAUUCGAGAAGUGUGUAGGCUUCCUCAUGCGUGAAAGCGAAAAGAAAUCAUCUAAUGGCGUAAUAUGGUACAUCUUGGGUGUAAAUUUUGCCCUUUUGGCAUAUCCGCUAGACAUAGCGGUGGUUGCUAUUCUUAUUCUCUCCUGGGCCGAUACGGCUGCUUCCACAUUCGGUCGUUUAUUUGGAUCCUACACACCCCCUUUACCUCGUCGUCUUCCCAUUCUCUGCCUUCCUCUUGCCCCUCGCAAAUCUCUGGCUGGCUUCAUUGCAGCCAGUAUAACGGGCGCUUGCAUUGCAGCUAGCUUUUGGACCUGGGUCGGGCCAAUGCGUUAUUCCGACCUUAGCUGGUCAUGGGAUCAGGGUGUAUCUACUGCCUUUGUUACCGGCCAAGAACCUGUAAAGUCUGCACUGGCAAGUAUUGGAAUGUCUGGCAUCAAGGCAGGCGGCUGGCUGGGUUUAAGUGCUAUUACAUUAUUUGCCGGAAUGGUUUCAGGUGUCGCGGAAGCUUUGGACCUUGGAUCCCUCGAUGACAAUAUGACACUACCGAUUAUUGCUGGAGGUUGUCUAUGUGGCUUAUUUAAAUUCUUUGGUUGGUUUGCAUGAGGAUAGAUAUUAUU
This is a messenger RNA of Serpula lacrymans var. lacrymans S7.9, 1148 nucleotides long. RefSeq lists its product as uncharacterized. The transcript is spliced from 5 exons. Gene Ontology annotation, cellular component: endoplasmic reticulum membrane. Bases 22 to 1134 code for a protein of 370 amino acids. The record is from RefSeq and is a predicted model, not a curated record. Gene Ontology annotation, biological process: phosphatidic acid biosynthetic process. Gene Ontology annotation, molecular function: ATP-dependent diacylglycerol kinase activity. Lineage: Eukaryota; Fungi; Basidiomycota; Agaricomycetes; Boletales; Serpulaceae.